AUGCGCUUCAUCAAAGGCCCCAAUACCUGGAUGGUACACGCUGCCGUGCAAAGUCUUGGAUUAGCCGUGGUUACUGCUGGGGCUGGUAACGGCAUCUAUCUUGCCCUUGUGACCGAUCAGCUAAACGCCUAUCACGCCACCAUUGGCCUUGUGCUGUUUUCACUGGUUUGGAUCCAGGCUGCAGGUGGUCUCUUAGGUCACAUUCUCUGGCAGAAGCGUCAACGCAAAAGCUUGUUGGCGCACAUCCACGUGUGGUCGGGCAGAGCACUUAUUACGCUGGGAAUGAUCAACGGCGGUCCAGGGCUGCUCUUGUCUUCAGUCGCCAGUCGUGGUUCUUACAUCGCUUAUGGAGUGAUAUCAGGUGUGAUGUGGUUGCUUUUUGUAUCCAGUGCAGCCGUCUAUGAGACUCGGCGGAAUCAACGAGCUCCGGUCGUGGAGAAGGAGUAG
Messenger RNA from Fulvia fulva, 447 nucleotides. RefSeq lists its product as uncharacterized. The transcript has 2 exons. NCBI's taxonomy places the organism in Eukaryota, Fungi, Ascomycota, Dothideomycetes, Mycosphaerellales, Mycosphaerellaceae. The record is from RefSeq and is a predicted model, not a curated record. Bases 1 to 447 code for a protein of 148 amino acids.